Cinara cedri is the source of this 270-nucleotide messenger RNA. Lineage: Eukaryota; Metazoa; Arthropoda; Insecta; Hemiptera; Aphididae. The record is from the annotation of a GenBank genome assembly.
AUGCAAUUUUCUUCAUAUUCACUUAUGGAAUUUCGGAACAGUAUUAAAGACGAAUAUCCUGAUGUUAGCAAUAAAGCUUUAGGUAUAAUAAUACCAUUUGGCACAUCGUAUUUGUAUGAAACAGGUAAACUGCUUUCAACAGUAACCGUAUUAAAAUCAAUAUACCGGUCCAGACUCAACGUGGAAAAAGAAAAGCGUGUUUCAGUAACUACGUUAAUUACUAAUUUUGAAAAAUUAAUAAACGAAAAACAAGCGCAUUGUUCGCAUUAA